AUGAAAAAAAAGUAGGAAAAAAAUAAACUCAAGGAUAAGGAGAGUAAUGUGGAUUGGUUUAAAUAAGAGAAACUGUAGUUUUCUUCUUCUGUGUUUUUAAUUUAAAACAAUAUUAUUGAGAAUCUUAAUGAAAGGUUAAAUGCAAGAUCAAUUCUUCUAAAAUAUUUAUAAAUUUUGUAGGAUCAGAACGACCAUCGCUAUAUGGGAUUAACAUAUGUUGGAGAAGAUGAAUUAACUAAAUAUUUAUAAUAAGUCCCUCUUAGUAAUCUAUUUCCCUCAAGAAUUUGGGAUUUCUCCUUUACAAGUAAAUUAACUUAUUAAAUAAGAGCAAUUCCUAUAAAGGUUGCAAAAUAUAAAAGAAGAUGAUUUAAUUAAAAUAAUUACACUAAUAAAAGUCUUAGCUUAGGGAAGGUUCUCCUCUGAAAAGCCUCCAAGUUUCUAGACGUCUGAAUAAAAAGUGGGUAGUAUCACAUAUCCAUUUCAAUAUGAUUACAAGGUAAAAUUACUGCUUGAAAAUCAAAUUAUUCUUAUUGAGCUUUAAAUUUUUCCAAAGAAAUACCCCCUAAUGAAUGGUCAAUAGCACCCAUAGUAAUUUGAUUAUGUUCACGAAAUGAUAUUUGUUGAUUUAAAUGAGAAUGGAGGAUCAUCCUAAAAGCAUCAAUUAUAGUAUGAAAACUAUCUUAAAACUCAGUAGAGCAUACCAAAUUUUUUUAGUGAUAUGAAAUACAUAGAAGAAGGGAUUUUUGAUAAAAAAUAGUAUAAAUACAGUAGAAUUGGUGAAGUGAAAGGAGAUUUGAUAGGACCACGAAUAUUUAAACCUUUAAUUUGCUAGAGCAAUUAAUUUAUCUAUAAUAAAAAGUUGAACCUGUGGAUGACAAUAGAAGAUGAGGAAAAGUAUUAUAAGAAAUUACAAUAAUAUGAAGAAAUAAGAUCACAUAAUUAUACUAUCUAAAAAUAUUGUAACUUGCCAUCCUCAUAAUAAUUGUUAACUAUAAUAAAGAAUAUACCUAAUUUUAAAGUGAAACUAACGUCAGAGUAAGAAAACGUUAUUUCAUAUGGAGGAGACGCUUUAGUGAUUGGUAGGAGUGGAACAGGCAAGACUACAUGUGCACUAUUAAAAUUGUUUUCAACCGAUAUACUGUAUAAAUUAAGAAUCAACUUAGAUAAAAUAAAAAAUUAAAAUUCCAAUAUUCUAUUAUCUUAAUAAGAUUAAAAUACAUAAUUAAAAACAAUAUUUGUAACAGCAAGUCCAUUAUUGGCUUGCUAAGUUAAAAGACUAUAUGAAUAAUUAGUGAAUAAUAUCCAAAAUGUGAUUAAUACAAAGAGAUAAAGAUAAACAAAGGUUUCAUAAAACAACCAAUAAUCUGAAAGCAUAGAUCUAGAAUAAAGUACUUUUUAAAUAAUUGAGGCAUUAUAACAAAAUGAAAACGAGAGCAUUGAUAAUUAAUAAUAAGAAGUUUAGAAAGAUGAUGAAAUAGAGGAUGAAGAUAUUAGUGAAUUCGAGAAGGAAAUGGGGAAAUUUAAUAAAUUUAGCGAAAUUAAACAAUAUCCUGUCUUCUUGACUUUGAGAAAAUUGUUGGCCCUUAUUGAUUCUUCACUCCUCAAUUCUUUUUUUACAGUUUAUGGUGGAUAUUAAACUAAGUCAUCGCAAUGGCAUAAUGAAUCCUUUGGUAUUAUGUCACUAGAUCAAAAUUAAGUCUCUUAAGCAUUUAAUGAAGAACUUCUCCAUAAAUAGAUAAACCUGAUUGAUAACUAAGAAUUCAUUGAAACAAAUUUGCAAGAAGUCACCCUUGAGGUUUUCGAGAGAGUAUUUUGGCCUAAAAUAGUUAAAGUGUUGAGAUAGGAAAACAUAGAAGUCUCUACUUUUGAUCCUACUUUGGUAUGGAGCGAAAUUUGUACAAAAAUAAAAGGUCACGAAACAUCGCAUGAAUAUCCAAAUAAAUAUAUGAAUUACGAGAAUUAUUCUUAUUAUUAUAGAGUUUUAUCAUUGACAUAAACGAAUUUACUUUAUAAGGCAUUUCAAGCCUAUGAAAAAUUAAAAAAGAGCUAUGGUUAUUAUGAUUUAUUGGAUAUUGUAAAUCAUAUUAAUUAUGAGUUAACUUAAGGUAAUGAUGUGAUUGAAUGUGUUCAUUACCUAAUGUUAGAUGAACUUCAAGAUGUGCCAAGAGCUGUUUUAGUCCUUUUAGACAGGAUGGCAGAAUUUGGAUUAUUUUGUUGUGGAGAUAACGCUUAAAACAUAGCUAAGGGAAUAGGAUUUAAAUUUUUUGAAGUUUAAAACUGUUUGUCAAAUUAUAGAGGUAAUCAAAGGAAAAGGAAAACAAACCUAAAGUUGUUUGAUCUCAAUAUUAAUUUUAGAUCCCACAAUUAAAUACUAUAAUUAGCCAACUCUGUCAUUAGAGUCUUAGAGCUUUACUUUCCUUACAAAAUUGAUAGAUUAAAGAAGGAAACAUCCGAUUUAACUGGACCCAAGCCAAUCGUUUUAUAAACUGAAGAUCCACAAGAUUUGUUGUCAUAUAUUUAGGAGUUUUUCACAAACGAAAGAAAAACUGUCGAAUUCGGAUGCAAUUAAGCUAUUAUAGUCAAGGAUCAAGAAUCGAAAGAUAAAUUGCCUUAAGAACUUUAAAAUGCUUUAGUACUUACAAUAUAUGAAGCGAAAGGCUUAGAAUUUGAUGAUGUAAUUUUAUUCAAUUUUUUCAAUGAUUGUAGUACAACUAUUGAAGAUUGGAAAUAAUUGAAUGAAUUAGAAGUGUAAUCAAAUUACAUGACAGAAGAACAAUUUAGAAACUACUAGACAAGUAUUACAUAUUUUAUAUAAAAUAGUUCAUCAAACUGAAAUAAUAGCAGCAGAUGUAAAUGCUUAUAAUAAAUUGAUAGAAAUAAAAUAACUCAAAUUAAGUGAUUGGGCAACUUCAAGAAAUUAUACAGUCUACAAGGAGUCAAAUUAGGAAAAUGUAUCUUUGUGUUAGGAUUUGAAAUAACUGUAUGUUGCUAUAACGAGACCUAAAAGAAAAUUAAUAAUAUUUGACUAAUCAAAUUAGAAAAGAUUGAUAAUGCAAUCGCUUUGGUAGAAAUUAGAUGUUGUUGAAAUUGUUUAGAAAAAGAGUAUUCAGAUUUCUGAUACUCAGUUUAUUCUUGAACACAAAUUAGAUAAUAAAGCUAAUUGGAAAAAAUAAGGAUACAAAAUGUUUAGACUCAAUAAUUAUGAUCAGGCAGCAAAAUGCUUUCAAUAUUCAGGUGAUGAAGAAUUAGCCAAAAAGUCUAAGGCGUAUUUUUUGGCAACUUAAGCUAACAUAUUUCAAGAGAAUUAUGCUAAUUAUGUUGCAGCAGGACGUUUGUUUGAGGAAAUUAAUUUAAAAUUAAGGGGAGCUUAAUGUUAUUUCUCAGGCAAAGAAUAUGCUAAGGCUUAUGAGUUGUAUAAACUGACUGAUUGUUUAAAUGAAACUGCUGAAUCUGCAUAUUUUGCUGGCUAUUUUGAGAAGGCUGGGGAUAUAUUUAAUUAAAUGAAUGACAUUAGAAGAGCACUUGAUUCUUAUAGGAGAGCAGAUAAAUGGGAAAGAAUAUUUGAUUUGUUAAAUCAACAUAAAAAAGAGUUUACUAUAGAUGAAAGAAUGGCCUUUUUGAAUAAGUUUUUUCCCAGCUUUCUUAAAGAAAUGACUGAUUAGAUUGAGCAGUAGGAAAAAGAAAUGGAAGAAAAUAAUUUAUUUGAAGAGGCAAGUCUCAUCUAAGAAGAUGACAACGACUAAUCUCAGAGUUUCUAAAUUGAAAAUUCCAUAAUAGAUGAAUCAAAAUAAUCUUAGGUUGAAAAUAUUUAAGAAAAUCUUGAAUAAUCCCAAGCGAGCAUUUUAAAAUAGGAUAUCUAAGAAAUUAUUGAAAUAGAUGACUCUUAGUCUUUUUCUGUUUAAAAUGAGUAGUCAUUGGAUCACUUAUCAAUCUAUGACCCAGAAGAUGAAUGGUUGAGUAACAAUAGAAAAUCCUUAAUUAAAUCUAUUGCUACCUCAAGUGUUGAAUCACAGUUCUCACAUGUUCUAUUGUUGAAUUAACCUUCAAAUGUUUCGCUCUUAAAAUCUCGAUCCAAUAUUUUCAUAAAGAAUAACGUUUUACAAUAGUUAGUGCAAAAAUUUUAAUACUUUUCCGAAGAAUUUAAGAAUCAUAUUGAAAGAUAACAAUAUAAAACUACAUUGUUAUCAAAUAGAACAGGCGAGGAAAAAGAAUUUGAUCACAUGAUCAACUUUUUAUAUGAUUUAGAUAAUAUAGAUAUUGACACUAUUUAUUUAAUACUGGAUCUAUUAGAACAAUUUAAAAGCUAUAAAUUGUGCAUUUAUGUUUGCAACUAAUUCAAAUUGGCUUAGCAUUUAGGAAGAUAUCUAGUUUCUUAAGCUUCAAUCUAUACUCCAUUAACAAGGAGUCCCUUGAGAAACAACUAUUAGAUUAUGGCAAAUAAGCUUUAUAGAAGAUAAAUAUUAGAAUAAGCGGCAGUAUCCUAGUUAGCUAUUAAUAAUGUAUUAGAAUCUAUAAAUCCAAUAUUCUUAUAAUUUAAAUUUGAGGACAAGCUUAGUUCAUAAAAUAGUUUUGGAAUUGAAUCCUAUAAAGAAUUGAUAGGCUUGGGAUAUUGGAAGACUGUCAUUUAUCAAUUAAAUUAUGAACAUGCAUUCAAUUUGUGCAAAUCAUUCAAUAGUUUUUCGGAUAUCAUUGGCAUUAUAUCAAAAAUUAAAGAAAAGAGAGGACUUAAUGAAUAGGAAUAGUUUACCUUGAAUAAAUCGUAAUACUUUUACAAUGUCUAGGAGGCACUUUAAUCACAACAAAAUUAAAACUUCAAUCCUUUCUUUUCAACUACUAUUAAUUAUUUCCAAAACAAUUAACAAUUGAAUCCUUAAAUCAAAGAAGAUAUAAUUAUAAACAGUUAAAUCAAGAGUUCAAAUUUAAACUAUUCUUAGUAGUUGAAGUAAUUAGAGGCAAUAAUCCUAUCUCAUUUAAUCUUAAGGAAAAUGUCAACUUUAGAUAAGUAAGUAAAUUAAGAUAUAACCCAAUUUAUUGAAAUUUAAGUUUACUUUCUUAAUAAAAUGCAAAAUUUUACUAAAAAUUCAAUUAUCCUUGAUUCAUUCGCAUUCCUAUAUUAAUUCUCAUUACCUCAAGGAGAAAUUAUGGAUCACUAUUCAUAAUUUGCCAUAGUUCAUUUGACAUCUAUCCUAAUAUCCAAUUUACAAUAAGUGUAAAAAGACAAAUAGAAAAAUAAUUAAGAAUAAUCAUAAUAAUAAAUAAAAUUUAUUGAUAUCGGAUUUGAAUAUAUUCUGACACCUUAUCAUGUAGUUUUGUAGACAAUUCAUAAAUCCUUUGUUGAAAUGCUCUCAUUUCUAUUUUACAAAAUUUCAGAAUAAUUGAAUGAUUAUUACCUGAAUUAGACUGGCUUACAAAUAAAAUUCACUCAAAAUGUAUACAUAAACUAAACUUUAUUAUCCUUGUAGGAAUUAUAUUAUUUAGAUUAAAAAUAGAGAAAUGUUUUACCCUUUAUAUUUAAACCUAAAUAACUUCCUAACAAAUAAUUUAAAAAUUCCAAUAAUGGUUUUAGAAUAACAGAGAUUGAUAAACAUAAAUCUUCAGUUCUCAGCUAAAUAAAAUAGGUUCAUUAAUUAGACUUUUUCAAGAUAUUGAUUAAAACCAAUAUUAGAAAUCCAAACCUGCCUUCUAAUGUUAAGCAAUUUCUUAGAGCUGAGAGUAUUACUCUGUUUUAAAUGUUUUAAGAUAAGAAAUAGCACAGCAAAAUUGUUUUAGCUAUAAAUUUAUUAAACUACAUAAAUGAUCUUCCUUUUGCUAUUUUUACACUUGAAUAAAUGAAGAAACCAAAUCUUGCUAGUCCUUAUUUUAAAUAUAUAGAAUUCUUAGAGUGUUAAGAAUAUAAUAUUACUGAAGAUCUGUUCGCUUGCUUUAUUGAGUUUAGUUCAGAACUUUAGAAUGAAUUAUUUUUAGAUGAGUGGUUAUAUCAUUUAAUUAGAGUAGGGCUAGCAAUCCUAAUUUCAUUUCUGGAAGAGCAUAAGCAAAAGAUUUUGGUACCUUGUAAUUUUCUUGAAUUUGUAAAAGGAUUGCAAGGAAAGAAUAUCCAAGCCCCAAUAUUUAAAAUUAACAAUAAUGAAAUGGUUGUAUAGUAUUUAGAAGUUUUAGGAUUGUUUCUUGCUUAUUGCAAUUCAGAACAUUAUGAAUUUUAUGGCAAUAUAUUACUUAUUCUUUUCAUUGUCAAUAUACCUACUUUAACUAAAGAGAUAAUUGAAUAAAUAUCUAUGAUAAUACAAUUUGACUCAAAAUAUAAAUUUUACAAAAGACUUAAGCUAUUAAUUGGUUAGGAUCUACAGACUAGACAAAACGAAUACUUAAAACAAUAAAAAUUCUUAUACAUUUCUCAAUAUUUAGAUUUAUAAAUAAUUCCUUUAGAUAUCAUUAAUUCAAAAAAUGAACAAGAACUUUAACAAAUCUAUAACGCAUGUUUGUCUAAUUGGGAAAAUUACUAAAUUUAAUCUGAGUCCAUUAAAUAGAAUGGAAAAUAAUUAAUUACAAAAUGGUUGAAAUAUAAAAGAAUUAUUACAAAUACCAAAUCCUUAGGUAAGUAAGAACAGUCAGGUCAAUCGUAGCUUUAGAUUGUAAAAUUUUAACAAUUUUACUGCUUGAGUGAUAAGGUCCUUAAUAAUUAUUUGAAUAAAUACAAUAAUAAAUUUGAAGAGAAUCUAAAAGAAGCCUUUACUAUAUAAGAGUAAGAUUUAAUUUUAUCUUAGGAAUAUUAUAAACCAAAGACAUGAGGCAGGUAAUUCGUUAGAUCUUCAUUUCUUUAAUUUAAAAUUGGAACAACUUUCACAAUUAUAAAUCUAGAUUAGUCAAGGAAUUAAUGUAGCUGAAUAAUUAAGAAAAUUAUCUAAGGAAAUAAUUGAUUGUAAAAGGAAUAUUCGGUAUUCUUAAGAAAAAGAGGAUGAACUUUUGGAUAGAAAUAAAGAACUGUUAGCAAUUAAAUGGAGAAAUUUGAAGUCAGGCAUAAAAUUAAAAAAGAGAGUUAUCUAAAAAGCAGAAAUGUAAUCAAUUAAAGAAGAAGAUGAACUAGAAUAAUAAUAAUGA
Molecule: messenger RNA, 7095 nt
Organism: Paramecium octaurelia
Lineage: Eukaryota; Ciliophora; Oligohymenophorea; Peniculida; Parameciidae
Source: the annotation of a GenBank genome assembly